GGAGGGUAAGGGCAGGAUGCGGCAGCACACGACACGACAGCCGACAAGUCGCAAAAUCACACGCAGCGCAUUGUGGAAACCACUUUUAUCAAUUCAACGAUACAAUUGCAGAAAGCGACUGUAUUUGAACGGAAUCAGGACCACAGGACUUAUCAUUGCAGCAGGAUACAGAAACGAUGAACCCAUUCAAGGACGCGAGUAUCAACAUGGACUCUGUCAACCAGAGUCUCAAGGGGCUGACGUCGUCGAUUUCGCCCUUUGCGCGACGAACCGGACGACUUAUCCAGGAGCGACUGGGCAAUGCUGAUGAGAUUACCGAGCUUCCUCAGGAAUACGUCGAGCUCGAGAAGCGCGUCGAUGCGCUCAAGGCCGUCCACACCAAGCUGUUGGCUGUUACUUCCCAAUAUGGCCACGAGGGCUACGACUACCCCCCCAAUCUCAGAGAAUCCGUCAUCGAUCUCUCGCGCACCGUGCAGGAGCGCGUCCAGACGCUCGCGCAGGCCUCCUCAGCGGCUGAGGCCCAGGCCGCGCUGACCUCCUCGACCAGCAAGUCUGCGCCCAAGACCUUUGCGCACGCCAUCUCGCGCGCCGCUCUCGCUGCCUCGCACCAGCUCCCCUUGACCGAUCCGUUCGGCGUCGCGCUCGAGAAAUACGCGGUCGCCGAGGAGCGCGUGGGCGAGGCGCAGCUGGCGCAGGACGCGCUCAUCAGCUCGCGCUUCAACGCCUCGUUCACGACGACGCUCAACACGAGCCUCAAGUUCGCCGACCGCGCGCGCAGAAAAGUGACCAACGCGCGUUUGUCGCUCGACGCCGCCAAGACCGCGGCCCGGAACGCAAAGCCCGAGAAGCAGGACGCGGCGCGCGUCGAGGUCGAGCAGGCCGAGGACGAGUUCGUGGCCGCGACCGAGGAGGCCGUCAGCGUGAUGAAGAACGUGCUCGACACGCCCGAGCCGCUGCGCAACCUGACCGAUCUGAUUGCGGCCCAGCUCGCGUUCCACAAGGCCGCCUAUGAGAUGCUGAGCGAGCUCGCGCCCGAGAUCGACCAGCUGCAAGUCGAGCAGGAGGCCAAGUACCGGGAGACGACUCAGUAAGCGCUCGGCGGUAGUUGUUUUCUAGUUUUUUAUUUUCUUUCCAGUUGUUCUUUUGUUUUGUGACGUAGUAAUGAGUGAUAAAGAAUAUCAUUCUUAUGUUCUCUUUAUCGUUUGUUGACCUCUAUCGUUACCACCCCUCCACUCAGCCAGCCACGUACACGACAUGAGCUAUUGGCCUUGCAGUCUUUAUGCGUAUAUAUACGGUUUA
Myxozyma melibiosi is the source of this 1299-nucleotide messenger RNA. Its product is annotated as BAR domain-containing family protein. Gene Ontology annotation, molecular function: protein binding. Bases 177 to 1091 code for a protein of 304 amino acids. Gene Ontology annotation, cellular component: cytoplasm. NCBI's taxonomy places the organism in Eukaryota, Fungi, Ascomycota, Lipomycetes, Lipomycetales, Lipomycetaceae. The transcript is spliced from 4 exons. The record is from RefSeq and is a predicted model, not a curated record.